Molecule: messenger RNA, 16747 nt
Organism: Cinara cedri
Lineage: Eukaryota; Metazoa; Arthropoda; Insecta; Hemiptera; Aphididae
Source: the annotation of a GenBank genome assembly
CGUUCGAAAACGGACCGUCGUUCCGCGCUCAUUGCCAUCGACGUUGUCGGACGACCGGUCGGCGCACAAUUUUUUUUUUUUUUUUUCAUAUGUUUUACGCGUAGCUAUUAUAGUUUAGUAGCGUUAAAACAAUACGGUUUCGCAACAAUCGUUCCCCGGUCCGCGUAUAAUACAAUUUUAUUGCUUACGUACAUCACCGUCAUCAUCAUCAUCUGUGUGUACGGUAAACGUAAAUUUGUCACAGUUCGCGCGCCGUUUUCGUAUUCGGUAUUAUGAUAAAAUUGAUGAUAAUAAUUAUGCAACACAGCGAGACGAUUUUUAUUAAUAAAUCGUUGCCGAGCCGCCGAUCCGCCGCCGCCGUCAAUGACACACUCGUGAUUUAAGCUUUUCCGAUUAUUUGUACGCACUCGUCGCGAUUACCGCGCCCGCGCAUAAUAUUAUAACGGAAAUUCGAAUUCGCCGCUGUACCGGAAGAACCGCACACGAUGCGAGCGCGAUAUUUCCACUAUCGCGGGACGAUUUUUUUCCGUUAAACGCCAGCCGUAUAUAGGGGAAUCGAUAAAAAAAGAAGCUGAAGAUACCGGACGCCUAUGUAUAUAUUUUCUAAUAUUAUUACCGACGACCGAUCAUCUGUUGUUCUAUGUACGUAUUUUGUCUCGAUAUACCUAUAAUAUACAUAUUAUAAUAAUAACGUAAUCAGACCUCGGAAAGUCUUUGUAACAACAUCACGCUACAGUUUAUCGUCACCAUUACCAUAAUAUUAUUCGCCGUGAUUUUGUUAUAAAAUAUAGGUAACGCAUUGUGGGCUGUACGCGGCGUAUAAUAAUAAUAAAAAAAUAAAAACGUAUCGGUAAAGAAUUUGUUUUUUUUUUUGACUAGCGAUAUUGUACAGCAGAUACUAAUUUUACGUCAUAUCCGGUUAAAAUUUAAAUUGAAUCCGUUAGAUGUUUUGUUUGUAAUACAUAUUGGAACGGAUUUGAAUAUUUAACCCGUUCAUUCCUGUAGGUCUGAUUAUAAUAUUAUUACGGUUGUUGUGUUUUUUUCUUUUCGUAUUAUUAAUAUUCCGAUUGAUUCUAUAUACACAGUGAUCAAUCAUCGAUUGCACAUUCAUCUCGGGUGUUUAUAUUACACGAAUUGUUCUUUUACCGACUAAAAUUUAAUUUACUCGUGACACUCGUGAUACGUGGACGGUGAUGUUCAAUCGAGGAUCGUCCUGUAUUGGAUAUAUUAUAAUACAUAUAUAGUUAGUUAUAGGGUCGGAUUUCGAUGCAAAAUGCCUUUUUUUUAGAGUGAUAUUAAGAAAUACUUUCCAAGAACAUAAUUUGAUUUAUAUAACAGAGACUUCAAAGGCGAAACUUUUAUUUUUCUUUUUCUUUUUUUUUUACUUUUUAUUGCAUUUUUCAGUGUUUUUUUUUUUCAUUUGUAUACUAUAUUUUAGUCAACUUUUUCGUUUUAUUGCGUAUUUAUACAAUAUGUACAUUAGUAUUUUCGACAUUUUUCAAUCUGAAAAACAAUGCAUCUAAUAUUUUUUUAUUAUUAUUUCUAUCAUCAUAUUUAAACUAAUAUAAAUAAACCUAAAUAUUACAUACUAUAUUCAUUUAAAAACCAUUUAUAUGCAACGAAAAAUCGUAGCGUACAGAAAUAGGCAGCACAUGUUAAAAAUUAGUAACAUGUGUAAAAUAAAACUUUGUAUUUUAGUUCUAUAUUGUUCAAACUUGUUGCUUAUCUAGCUACUUUUUAGACUGUCUAAAUAAAACACGCAAAUGCAUAUAAAUCCAGGCCCUAUUAAUAAAUAAUAUAGUUGGUAAUUAUAUUAGUAUACAAGUGCACGUACGUAAUAUUGAAUAAAUUGAAACCGAUGACCGAAAUGAUAAUAUGGGUAUACAAAAUAUCCGUACAUCACGUCGGUUUAGGUAUGUUUGGACAAUAUUAUUUCAGUACGAUGGAUUUUUAUUGAUUUUAUUACUAUAAUUAUUAUUAUUUUUAUUAUUAUUAUUAUUGUUAUUAUUGUUAUUAUUAUUAUUUGAAUUUAAAUUUGCAAAAUUUGUAUAUUUCGUACUCUCAAAGGCAAUUCCAGAAUUCGUAAAUUACCGAAAUUAAAACAGUCCAAUAAUCACCAUCGCUACUGCUAGACUGUUUUAUAAUGCUGUUUUAACCAAAAAUCCCGGUUCAAGUCAAUUUUAGACAUUUUUUUUUUAUAAUUUUGUCCCGUGUAGUUAAUAAUUAUUUCCCUUUGACUUAAACAGCAUAAUCGAUGUAUUUUCAAAUUUAGCCUACGCAGUAUGUAUGCAUAUUGCAUAUUAUUACAGUGUACUAUAAUAUUCGUUUUAGUAUGCAAGUGCAGUAUGAUGCAUUUUAAAAAUGUAAUCUGUUUGUAGUUCGAAAUAGUGAUGUGUUCAUCAUUUCAAUAUAUAAGGGGGGAAUAAUCUGAAUAUAACUACAAUCACACGUACAAAAUCAUUAAAUACACUUUCAGAUAGAAAUCAGUGCUUAUUUCUUUAAACAGUACAUAGUAUUUUAUAAAACAAAUAAUAAAAUGUAAUAUCUAAUACAGUGAAAACAUAUAAGUAUACAACAAAUUUGUAUUAUAAAUAUUAUAUCGUUUUCAAAUACCAAUUAUUAAAAAAAAAUACUGCAAUAAUUUCACAGGAAAUUGAUAAAGUAUAUUAAGUUAGUUAUUUAAAAAAAAAAAAUCAAGGGAGAAUAUGACAAUCUCCUCCUCUGCCCCUUCCCCCGUGAACACACCCCUGGUUUAGAAAACUUUUCGAAAUUGAUAAAUAUCCUUCUUUCGCCGGCACGCACAUAAUUAAUAUUAUAUAUUCUAUUAUUCGGCCGACUUGUUGGAAGUUACGCCAUUAAUAUAAUAAUAUUUUGUAAUACGAUUUAUAACUAAGUAUUAACCGAGUGUAUACUUGCAAUAAUGAUUUAUUGUGUAAUUAUUAAUAUUAAUAAUUUCGAACGCUUUAUAUAACAACGCGACAUGCAUAAUAAAAAUCAAUUAGUUACCUGGAUUUUUAUUUUCUUUCUUGUACGCCAAACAGGAACGGGGAAAAAACGAAAAUACCUAUAGGUAUAUUUAUUUCGUUUCUUCUUCGUCUUUGGCCUGUCGGUCCAUCAAUAACGAUCGCUGCCAUCGCGAAUACUUCUCGUCUCUCUCUGCCGUAGGUACAUAAUGUCACGUCAAAGUAGUUUUUAUACCAUUAAACACAACCUUGGGUCUUACGGUCGUUUUUGGUCCAUUUUGUUAAUCGAUAAUACAGGCCCGUCCCGCGAAUAUAUACUCCUUGAAUAUCUCCGGAGAUAAUAAACAUAACCAAAUCCUGUUUUGUUUUCAUAUUACUCACAGGAAAGAGGACUAUAAAUAUUUAUAUUUGAAUUGAAAACAAUUACUUUAUUUUAUUAUUUUCGGAAAAUUUAAAGAUUAUUUUUCUGAAAUUUUAAUGAUCACACAUUUAUACCGAUGAAUAGUUUCUAAGUAAUAGCCAUUUUAAAUUCUACUAAUCCGUGUGAAAACCGAUGUUAUCGCAUAACACGGUUAGGUUUUACUCUAGAUAACAUCGGUUUUCACACGGAUUAGUAGAAUUUAAAAUGGCUAUUACUUAGAAACUAUUCAUCGGGUAUAAAUGUGUGAUCAUUAAAAUUUCCAGAAAAAUAACCUUUACAGAACGGCCAUCUUAACAUUUUCCGAAAAUAAAAAUAUUUUUUUAAUAAAAAAAAAAACAAUUAAAUAAUAAUAUAAAUAUUUGCAGUCCUCUUCCCUGUGAGUAGUAUAAAAUAACAGAAUUUAAUUAUAUUUAUUAUGUUCGGAGAUAUUCAAGGGGUAUAUCUUCAUGGGACAGCUGUAUUGUUUAUUUUUCAUAAACGAUAAAAUAUUUAUUCUGUUUUACAGCCUUUGGAGGUUUUGAUUUUUCUCUUCUCGUAAGUCGGCGAUUUUGCGUUUAAGCUUGGGCCGUAUAGGUAUAUAUUUCUCAAUAAUUUUCUUUCGAAAGUAAUUAGCCAUCUGCUAUAAUUUCCUUUGGUCAGUGACCACGUUUUGAUCACGUAGGUAUCAUUUAACUACGAUUACUCUAGUUAGGUUAAAAACUUACAUUUCCGAAAAAGCCAAAAAUUUUCAGAAAAUUGGAAAAAAAAUUAUUUAAGCUUAAAAUCAUCUGAGUAAAAAAAAAAUCUAUUAAAACAUAAUUAAAAAAAUUAAAAAAAUCUACCUCGCACAAUAUUAUAUAACCACAAAGUAUUCGAUUGUAUAUUCCGAACAUUAUUCUUCGUAUACAUUCAAUAAUAGUUAUUCUAAAUACUUUCAAAAAAUAUUUUACCCGAGUUGAUUAAUAAUAAUAAAACAAAUCGAAAUCACUUAUACGAAUAUAAUAAUAUAUUAUUUCCCUAAUACUGUAAUGAUUACAUAAUAUCAUUGCUGUAUUGUUUAUAAAAUACCGGUAAAACGUUCCCAAGUAUAGGAAAACAUGAAAAUAUUAUCUAUAAAAUGUGUCCCACCAUGUUCGACGGAUUUUUCUAGCCUUGUAAAUAUUCCAGUUUUUUUUUUCAAUCGGUUUUAAUUUAUAAAUAUAAUUUUCUAACACCAUAAAAAUGAUUAAUAAAAAGUAAUUUUUUUUUUUUUUAUAAUAUGUACGAUUUUAUUUAAAAGAAAUUAUUGUGUAUGAAUCAAUUUUGUAGUGUUAGGAAAUGUAAUUUAAUAAGUUAGAGCCAUUAAUGGGAGGAAAUGAUAGAGGUCUUUUAGUCUCCUCUACCAUUUUUACUUUUUUAAAUGUUUGUAAAUGUUCUUUUCAGACAUAUUUUUUUUAUGUUUUAAAACGCCUUUUGUGAACUAUAAGAUAAUAUAAAUCCAGUCACUAGACUAAUAAGUAAUACAAUACGAUCGAAAUGUUAAAAAACAUUUAAAAAAAAAAUUCAAAAGUCUAUAAUAAUAUGCGAAAUAUAAUACUAUGCAAUUGAUAUUGCACGGUAUUAUGUGGGGGAAGGAUAAUAAUAUUAUAAUGAUAAAAAGGUUCGAAAAUAAACGACGCAUCGUAUAAAUAAAUUUAUUAUAACUGCUUACAUAUACGAACGGAAGCAUAAGAAUAAAAUAUUUUCCGAGAGUAUAAAAAACUAUUUUACGCGAUAAAAAUGCCCACUGAUGUCCAGUCGGCGGUAUAUUUUUGAACCGUAAGACGAUACGUGUACAAUCGUACACUGAAAUACAAGAAAUAAGCGAAUUUAUCUCCAUGUGGAAAAUAUUAGAAAUUACCAAUUAAACAUCGAAUGCUCAAAACAAAUUAAAAUAAAUAAAUACCGACAAAUAAUGUAAACUAUUGUUCUUUUGCCAAUUUGAAAAAAAAAAUAUAUCUAAAACAGUUUUAGAUCGUGACGAGGAAUGUAUUGGUUUUACAAUGAUGUUUAUUUAUUUUUUAUAUGUGAACAAAUUUUCUUAUAGAAAUCUUGAUCCGAUUUUCAAGUGUAGUACCUUUUCUGAAAGUGUGGUACAUUAAAGGGAGUUAAUUUUUUUUUUUGAUUUUCCAAUGGUUUUCAUAAUAAUUGCGAAAAAUGGGAAGAUGUACCUACAUUUGUGUAUAAUAGAAAUUUCACUCCGAAUCGUUUUUCAUUAGCAAUAGUUCAUCGUUGCGUACAAGUAUAAAUUAAAUUCUCCUCUUUAUAUAUCCUACCUCCUUAAUUUCUCACCUACAACAGUGGCCCACCCAUUGUACAAAGAAGCUGUCUUUUUUUUUUAUCGUCAUUAUUAGAAGGUAAUUUAUAAUAAAAUUUGUAAAUGAGAAAGUGGAGGAAAACAAUUUUCUGAAAUAACCUCAAAUAACUUUGAACUAUUUUUUGUUAUGAUCGGGGAAAUUAAAAUGAACAAAUGCUAACUUUACUGUACUUCAAGAAAAAAAGAUUUAAAAAUAUUUUUAGAAAAUGUUUGGUGGUUAAAACUUUUAUUAAAUAUCAUUUGUUUUCUACAAUUUGUUUAAGCUUUUGCAAAUGUCAAUAAUUUUCUUUUUAAUUAUAAUAAUUUUAUUAUUAUCACUGCAGUUAUAGUUAUGACUUCUUCUUCUCUUUCUUCGCUCUCGUAUCAACUAUUUGACAUCACUCCCCUUAUCCCAAACUUCCAUUUAGUGUGAUCACCCACCUCGCAUACACUGACAUAUCGUUCUCGAGCACAUACAACCACCUAUUUUUCUUCUUUUUUCUUUUAUAAUAAUAAUUAUUAUACAAUAUUAACUUGUAUAAAAAUAUCACCGUUAUUUGUUAUGUUCUGCAAUACUGAUUACAUAGCAUAACAGAUUAUAAAUGAAAAUAGUAGUAGCUUUUUAAUAGAAAAUGAAUGACCAUGACUAAAUAAAAGUUAAAUUACAAUAUAUUAAAUGGAACAAAAGUAAUUUCAUAUGUCAGAUUUUUGCGUUACACUUUGUAUAAUAAAUAUUCAUACGAAUAAAUAACGUUACGUCAAUAAGACAAUAAUUAUUUAAAGGCUGUUGAUGGCUUUAUAAUAAUUCAUUAUUAUUUCGAUUAUUGUAAUGACAAGAUCAAUACGCAAUAUACAUCAUGUGCACGCAUAUUUUAUAGACAAUCACGAUAAAAAAAAAAAACAAUUCCACAAUAGCGCGCCAAAACAGUUAAACCGAAAUUUUCUACGAAUUCAUUUCGAUGGUAAAAAUAGGGAAUUUACUACUUUAUAAAUUAUACGAUUAGUGAGUAUCUGUAGGUUUUAGUAGGAGAAUAAUCGAAAUGCUAAACCAAACUGUGAAAAUAAUUAAGUGUAAUUGUUGUAAAAAAAUGUAAAUUAAAAAAACAAAAAACCGGACAGGGAAUAUUAUAUAUUUUUUUCCUCGGCGUCCUAGUCAAUGAAUAUGGUCAAUAUUAUAAAAUUAAUUUCGAAAAAAAAAAAAAAUAAUAAUUCAAGUCUUUGAAAUGUGUUGAAUAUUGUAAUAUUAACGUGCUUUUGAGAUAUUGCUCUGGUACGGGCGUGUAAUAUUCUUCAAACCGAAAAAUAUUAAAUUUCGUAUAGUAAUUUAGAUUAAAUAUAAACGCGUAGGAAAAUAAACGUUUUCGAUUAUUUUCGUUUAGUGUUUUCGCAUCUAAAAACGUUUUCUAUUUUUGUUGUGUAGCUUUUUUCAUGCGUAUUUUAGAUAUUUUAGUGGGAGAUAGUAAACUCUUACAAAAGUAGGUUAUCCCCAAGAUUGAUAUAGUGUUAACUUUUAAAAAAUAUAUAUGUUAACUCCUAAAAAAUAUGGUGUUAAGUUAGGUUAGGUUACAUUAUAGUAUACACACACAUAACAUUAUCUAUUUUUAGGUAAAAAGAGACUACGUAGGAAUUUACACUAUGUUCUAAAUUCAAGUAAAAAGAUCAUUUUUGUGGGGGUUUACAUGUAGCCGUUUUAGUAUCUCAUUUGUAAACAUCGUAAUACAUUAAAUCAAGCCCAUCGAUGUGAUGUGUUUUUAACCAUAAUGGUGUUUUGUAAACAUUUGUAUUCUAUUUUUACCAUAACUGUUAUAAUUUAUACGUUGUACAUUUCAAUGCCAUAUCAUCUAUAAACAGAAGAUAAUGAUUAAUAAGUAGUGUGGUAAUAAUAACAGAAUACAUAAUAAUACCAUCACAAUCACCGUUUACAAUACGUCAAUACGGGACAAAUUAAUCAGUGAUUAAAGCGGAAAGAACUUCGAGGGGGUACUAUCAUAGGUAUUUAAAAAAAAAAAUCCAAUCAUGUUAAACUGUUACCCAAGGAAAAGACUGAACACAAAGAAAUUUCCUGGAAACAAAACCACGGAGUCAAAACUUCCAAAAAUUGUUUUUCUCCCACACACACAUUGUUUAUACAAAUUGUAUAUUAAUAGGAUUUAAAAAUAAACUUUCUCCCUCAAAAGUGUAAACAUAUAUUUUAUAAAAUAUUUAUAUUAUGCCUACUCAGUAAAUAUAAAAAGUAAAACAAUAUGAUUUUACAUUGUCAUUUUGAGUUUUUUAAUAUCGCAUUAAAUAAUUAACGUGUCUCCCUGGACUUCAAAGGUUGCAGCCAUUAAAGGGGACGGAUAAGUAUUUCAUCUUAAAUAAAAGAAAGAGGAUACCGCUCCGGCUCGUUUUACCCACUGAAAUUAAUGAUUAUUAUAAAACUACAUAAAUACUUACGGGUCGCACUCGAACAUUUAAUAUUCGUACGAGUGUAGGCCAGCGCAAAAGCAAACCAAAUACGGUAUGUCGACAAGGCGUGGUUAUCAUUUCGUUAUCACAUUACAUUGGUAUUAUUAACGCCAAUUCUAUAACUACUUGCAUACGUCUUGUCUUGUGUUUAGUGUUCAAAGGGUUUCAAAAUUUGUCGAGUGUACUACUCUACCGGCUCUAAAUUAAACAUAAAUGCCGUUAUUGCGUAAAGUGUCGCAAUAACAAUCUAUUUUUUAUAAAUUAAAACCACCGGCAUUGGUAACCUUAUUAAAAAUAUCUGGGUUUGAAGAUAUUUAUACCUUCAGUAUUUCGAUUUUAAAUAAAACGUUCGAGUAUACGAGUUAAGUUUAGUACUAGAGUUUACGAGUACUAAAAAAUAGGUUUCUCGAGUGGAGUACCUACGCGAUAUUUUUAUAAACGUAGUACCAAUGAAUGCCCGCGUUUGCGCGUCGUUUAGAGCUCGUGCGAUUAUAUCAAUGCACCGAGUGCAAAACUCCGGUGAAACACUACAGAGUACUUUAAGCACAAGGAAUAGAUUUCUUCGUGCGCAGCAGUGUCCGAUGUGGAACAUAAAACCGUGCAUCCGGUGUAGUCGUGUGAAAAAAAAACUCAUUAUUAUUAUAGUUAGGUACUAUGUAAUUAUUAUAAUGGUGUUUAAUGAAAACGACAAAACGGUUUCACACGCGCACGCGAAACAAUAAUUGAUAAGGGGGUAAAAACGUUUAGGGAAACUUUCGUUUUAGCUAAACAUUUUUACUCCCCUGUCAUUUAUCGUUUUAAUUUAUCGCGUUACCGCGCAUAACAUUAAUCGGUUUUUCGCGGAUAUAAAAAUGGAAAUAGAAAAAUAUUGCAAUUAUUUUUUUCGCUAAUAACAGUAUUAUCACCGCAGUAAGCGUUUCUCGUUAAUUAUUUUUUUUUAUAGCUGAUCACGAAGUUUAUAACUGAAAAAAUAAACUAUAAAAAGAAAAAAACAUUACUUUAUGCCGAAGGUUUCUUCGUUUGUAGUUUACCGUUUUAACGACCUGAAUGUAUUACACAAAUAUUAUGAUAACCGAUCGUUAAUGAUAAAAAAAAAAGUUGAUAAUCACGAGAAAUCUUAUAAUUUUGUUUUCUUAUUUUUUUUAAUUAUUCUUAUUUAUUAUUCUCGCAUUAUAUUCUCCGUCGGCAUUACCUUUUUUAUAAUAAAUAAUAGACCUAUACUGUUGUAUAGGUCACAAUUUGCGAUGGUAGGGUACAUUUAGUUGUAUAAUUCAUAUCUGGAAAUAACAAUAAACAAUCAAAAAUGAAUAUUAUGAAAAUGUAACGAUGUCUCCAACAUACAUAAAUUAUUCAGUGUUUUCUAGUUUCAAGUAAAUAAAAAAAAGUUGAUACUGGGGAUGGGAGCGGCUACUGUUGUAGGUGAUAAGUUGGGAAGCUAGAAAACAAAAGUUUAUUUCAAUUAUAUCUGUAAACAACCAUAAACCAUUGCUUGAAAAAAUACAAUUCUGAGCACAGUUCGGUAAUACAUAAUUUAAAGUGCCGUAAUUUUUUUUGCGAUUUUCUUUUAAAUUUAAUUUCAAAACGCUUAUUUAAAAAAAAAAAAGUCAUUCGAUGAUUUUGGAAAUUUUACCACGUCUAAGCAAGUCCAAUAUUAUUACCAAGUUUCAAGUUUCUACGUGUAUUUAUAACCAAAUUACAGUAAAAACUUUCAAAAAUUAAAAUUCCUUAAAAGCUCAAAAAUGGCUUAAAAGUUUUAGCGAUGAUACCGUAAGAAAGUAAAUAAAAAAAUUCAACAAAAAAGGUAUCUUGUGAUUUUCGAUUAAAUCAUUUUUUUUGAUAGAAAACGUCGUCCGUAUUGUUAUGAAAUAACGAAAUCCUGAAAUUAUACGUUUUCCUACGUUUUUUCCCACAAGUGCUUUUAUUUAAAAAAUGGCCCCUUUAAAGUACAAUCUAGGCAACUUGAGUUUUCAGCAAAAAUGAUAGACGUAAAAAUCGGAGUAAGUUUUCUAGGAAAAAACGUGUCCACAAACUAGAAAAAAAAAAUAAAUAUCUUAGUAAAACCAAUAGCUCCCUCGUUACACUCGAAAUCUAAAAUUAAAAAUAAUGAAACCGUUAUUUACCUAAAUUUCUCUAUUCUUUCUACGUUUUUUCUCGGUUCUGUUCAUAUUGUUAAGAAAACUACACAGAAAUCCACGAAAUCCUAAAUACAACAAAAAAAAAUGUCCUUUGCGGUUUUUCGAUUGUAGCAAUAUUUCUGGUAGAAAAAAAACAGUACAAAUUAAAAAUAAUGAAAUCGUGGCAACGUCGAAAUGCCCCGCGGUAAAUAUUUGUCAGUUUUUCAUAUGUUUUUCCCAACUAUUAUAAAAACUGCUUUUAUAAACAAAAUAUGACCUUUUCAAUUUACCUACUAGAUUUAAAAAGCAAUAGAAAAGAUUUCUGGUAAAAAAGUUGUUUACAGACUAGAAAAAAAAUCAUACAUCAUAUUAAAUCCAAUACAUACCUCGCUUUGCUCAGAGUUUAAAAACAAAUAAACAACAUGUAUUUUUAUUAUAAUUGGAAACUUUUAUUUAAAAAAAAUUGAAUUAAAAAUUCACCAUUCGAAAUUUCCGAGUUAUUUUUCGCUUGUUUAAUUGUAUGGACUUUGUCGGUCGCAAAAUUUAAGGUCCUUAGGUUAAGCUUUUUAUAAAACAGAAAACAUUCCAGUUAACAAAUUCACAGUUUACAUUUUAAGCGCAAACCGGGGGAAAACAAGAUACGUUUUCAACAUUUUUGUCGUUCCGUAUAUUAUUUUAUAUAUAGCCUCAAAAUUCUUCAGCGUUUUUAGUUGUUAUCCGUGGCCAAAUUCCUGCGAAUUUUCUACUUUUAAAAUUUCUGAAAUACUCUCCUGUUCCUAUAUACAAUUAUUAAUGAAAUAGCGAUAAAAUUCGUACAAGAAAUCACUCGACGAAAACAAAUAUUAUUAUAUAUUAUAGUGAAGACGGAGUUACAAAAAAUCCACAAAGUUUUAAACAACAAUCACUAUCGGCUAAAAAUAUUUAAAAGUAAAUGUUUAUUAGGUACUUUAUUCAUUUUAACAGAAUAAUCACAUUGCUAGCAUAUGCGUAUGAUCAGUGGUGUCAAUACCGGAGGGGGGGUAAGAUGAGUAAACGUCAUGGACCCGUGACAUUUAGGGGCUCCAAACCAGGGCUCAAGGCAUUAUUGGACAGACUUUUUUUUUCUUUUGUUGGUCGGCCCUGAGCCGAUGUAAUAUUUUGUUAUCAGCAUUAGAAGUCUCAGUUACGCCACUGCGUAUGGUUAUACAUCCAGUUCAUAUGAGUCAGGCCCGUUGAGACUAACAUUUUUUUUUUUUUUUACAAUAACAUAUGAUUUAUGGUCAAUCGAAAUCAAUAUGAGUUCAAUGGAUUUCUUUCUUUUAAGAUAAUUUUGAAAGUCUGUCAACUAUCAUGUACACGUAUAUAUGAAGAUGUGCCGUCUCGUUUCGUUGAGUAUAAUAUUUACCGGGCUACAUGACUGUUGGUAUGACGGUACUUUAGUUAUUAUUGAUUGUUUAAUAUUGACUCAAUCGUUACGGUACUUGAAUGUUUCUGGAAAAAAAUGUUUCAAAAUAGCCUAGUAUUAUCAUAUUAUCGAUUGUUCUCCAUUUGUCUCGAUAUAAAAGAGCCUGCAAUUCCGUUUUCCUUAUCACAAACUUCUAUAACACUAUUACGUUUUGUACACUUUAGCAAUAAAGACGAAGGCAGCACCAGCAACAACGAUAACACGGCUAUAACAAACGAGGAAACUGUGAUCGCCGCCAACAUCGGCAGUGCUCAGACGACGGCGCCUACACCCGUGACGGCGUCACAAGCCGUCGUCGUAGGCGUCGGAGGUGACGGAAACGGCAACGCCGCCGAAAACAGAUCGGUGCCGAAUAUGGAAGUUCAAGUGGACGACGAUAUUGAAGAAGAUGGAUGCGAACGGUUCUCUUCGUGUUCGUUGUCUUCUGGAGAAGACUGCAACGACGUCGUUAACCGACACGUUUCGAAAAUUGGCGACGACGAUGAUAGUUUAAAAACCUCGAAAAACAAAAACGGAAAUAAGUGUAGUGACGGUACAGCGGCAGUAAUCGUGGAGACAGAAACAGUGACUAUUCAACCGCCGGAUGUGAUUAUGCACCACAGUAACAACGGCAUAAUCAAACGGAAGGGUUCCCGGCGAAACCGACGUCGGAGGAAAUCGUCUACGACAGUUACUGCAGUGGCAAACGAUGUCGUGGACACUGACGGCGAAGGCCAGGACGAGAAGCCGACUCCUCCAGCCGCUAUUUCUACCGUGGGUGAAGAAUUGGUACCCCUAGCACCGUCGUCACCGGGGCCAGUGAACCCCCAAACUUUGGCAAGCGAUACGAUCGUACCAGACACGGAUACCUUGGUCCCUGACGGUUCUUCUUCGUCGACAACGAUGCCGACGACGACCACUCCUGUCAACAACACAAAAGCCAAAAAGGUUAACAUUAAUAAUUGCGGAGAUGGCAACAUAAAUAAUUCAACCUCGAACACCGACCAAGCUGGCGAUCAAAAUACCGCGGCGACCUCGUCGCAAACACAACAGGUAAGAAUCGAAAUUAUUUUAUCUUAUUAAAAAUACGGGCAGAAGACCAAAUGUUAUAAUAAUAUUUAAGGCGAUACAAAAAUAACAGUAACAGGUAAAAUUAUAUUGUUGGUUAAAAUAAUAAUUUAUAUUUUCUGUAUAGCAGAUGUGGCAGUUACAACAAGAACCUUCGACUUCGGCCUCGGCCUCGGCUGUUCAAGAGCCGCGCGAUCCGGGAUGCGCAAAUCCGGAAACGGUCGUUGGGAACACCAUCGUUGGUGUAACGAUCGUCCAGGACCUACAGAGUAAUUUGACCGAUGAUUUUGAGUGGAAGCUUAGCGAGGUUCACCGCUAUUGGAAACGUCGCAUGAUGGAAAACGACGCACAAUUGGCUGGCGAGUUGUCUAGGCGCGAGCGUGAGUUAAGAGAAGCUAUGGACGCUCGAAUGACGGAGAUGGCCGAAGAGAUGGUGGUACGCGAACAGAACAUGGCUCAGAAAAUAGUCGAACACGAAAUGCACUUAAACAGCGUGUUGGCGAAGCGGGAGCGGGAAAUUGAAGCUCGUAAGGAGGCGGAGAUGGCGGAGAAAAGGCGGGAGAUCGAAGCUUUAGCGAACGAAAAGAUCGCCAAACGCGAACGGGAAUUACUGGACGAGGCUAAUGAAAAACUCGCGGCCAAAGAGAACGAAAUCAAAGCUUCGAUGAAACGCGAGCGCAAACUGUCUGCGGCUUUGGCCGAAGCUGCGAAGCGUGAACAGCAAAUGUUGGCGGACGCGGCCAAACGAGAGCAAGAAAUACGUGCCGAGGCCGAGCUGUUGCAACGGAAAUUGGUUGAAGCGGAAGUGACUAAGGCUGCUAAACGGGAACGCGAGCUUCGGGCUGAGACAGCUACUCGGGAACGACAGUUGACCGCGGAGAUGGAGGAACGCGAGCAGCGAGCGGCAGAGACGGCCGACAGACAGGUUCGUCGGCAGUGGCGCCAGUGGGAACGUGAAAUGGUGGCCGAGAACAGGACUAAGGCGGAAGAAUUGCAGAAAAAAGCAGAGACUAAACAAGCCGAGGCCCGGGCGGCGUUGGAACGUGAACAUGCCGAACAGAUAGCCGCUCUGGAAAGCAAGGUGAGUAUUUUACAAAAAACCUACGGGUAGUAAUUAUGUAAAUACUAUUUAAGAGCGAUGAGUUCCAUUAUAUCGUUUACAGAUGGCAGAGCGCAUUCGUGUGGCCGUGCAAGAGGAACGUGAUCGGGCUGCAAAGAAGGCUGACGAAUUGCAACGGGUCGCCAAGGAAAAACAAGAACGAGCUGUGGCCGUUGCCGCGGCCGAGGCAGCCACGGAGGCCAGUCGCAAGGCCCGAGCCGAAGCGGACGCCGAGUUAGUGAAGCUCCGCCGGGCCGUGGACACCACGGCACUGUGGUACGCGGACCAGUUGGAAGCGGCCCGGGAAGAACAGGACCGGUGCACAGGUGAAUGGAAUACAUUUUUAUGACUAGCAUGGCCCACAGUGGAAAAUGGAAAAAAAAGAAAAUAAUAAAUACUUAUACUAUGCCGUGUGCCGUAGAGAGGGCCGAGAGAGCGGAACGAAAGCUGACGGUGGUCGAAUGCGAAAACGAUAAGUGUAACGAGGCGCUCGAGGAGUUCGCGGCCAAGCUGGACAAACUGGAACACGAACGAAAUGCCGCAAACAAGGAACUCGAGAACGCGCAGGAAUCUCUAGUGGACACGUCCAGACGUCUGACAAUUUCAGAAGAGAGACUAGCCGAGCUUAUUCGGAAGGCUAACGAAUUGGAGAAACAGCUCAACGAGAAGGGAGUGGAUAAUAGUGGAGCCGAGAAUAAUAAUGGCGGUGACAAUGCGGUUACCGACCCGGAGGACCAGGACACGCAGAACUCUUGCUGUGCACAGGCCGUAAAGUAAGUGUGGUCGAAUUAUUAUUUUUUUUUUUUUUAUAAAUAUGUUCUGAGCGCGUUUUUACUGAGUGCUUUUUUUUUUGUGCUUGUAAAUAAUUUUCCUACCUGAAAUCUCAUUCCGGUUUUCAAUCAUAGCGGUUUUUUUGUUUCAAAUAAAUUGUGUCUAGUUGGUACUGCAUCGAAAAAUUUUUUUCCUUGCGGUAGAAAAAAUUUUUUAAGUUUACGGCAAUAAUGGUUUCAUGGUUUUAUAGUUUUUUAGAUAAAGAGUGAGUGAUCUAUUGGUUUUACUAUGAGUGUGUGUGUGUUUUUAUCUGUGUGCGGGAAACGAUUCGACCAGAAAAUUUUUUCCAAUCGCGAAAUCGCAUGAGUCCUUUUUUUUUAUAUUUUUUUUUUUUGUUAUAUUUUUUUUUUUUUUGUGUAACUUUAUUUAAAAUAUUCGUAGAAACUUGAAAUUUUGAAAGAAAACUUAUAUUUACGUAUUUUAGACGCGAUAGACAACUUAAAAACAUUUUGACGAUUUUGAGAUAUUUACAGGCAUUUUACGUUUGCAAGUUUUCCACGUAGUUUUUAUUUGGUAGAUACUAUAUGAACUGUUGGACCAAACCAGAAAAAGUGUUAUCAUUGUAAAUCGGAGUAAAAUUUCUGGCAGAAAAAUUGUUCACGGAUAAAAAAAAAUAAUAAAAAUAAACAUCAUUGUAAAACCAUUGCAUUCCUUGCUCCACUCAGAAUCUAAAAAUUCAAAUUUCGACGAUAAUCGUAAAAAUUAACGACGUCCAAAAUACGCUUAUGAGAAUUUCGCUUAGAACAGUAUUUCGUUAGAAAUAAUGCAUUAUCGAUGCGUACAGACACAAACGACCACGUUUCAAACCUUCGUGUUCGCGUGUACACUCAGUAUGAACACGCGCAAACGCAUCUAAUUCCGGGCUCCAGUUUUUUGUAUAAUAAUCGUAUGUUUUUUUUUUUUUUUUUUUUUUUUUUUUUUUUUUUUUUUUUUUUUUUUUAUAUGAUUAACAUGAACAGAAAGCGUGUGGCCCAGCUGAUAGUGGAGCACGGCCAGAAGAUGGACGAACAGCGCGAACGGCACGCGCGACAGAUGCGCCGGCAGUUGGAAAUGUUGAUGGACCAACGACAAGAGCAGGAGCAGCAGCAGCAGCAGCAGCAACCGCAGCAGCCGCAGCAACAGCAAAAUCAACUGCAGCACGGCGAAGAGCCGUGGAAACAGCUGACGCGGCGGCAGCGUCGGAACCGGGGCGGCGGUGGCAGCUGUGCCGGGGGCGUUAGCGGUGCGGGUAAAAACGAAAAAGGCGAGGCAGGCGAGGGGGGCGGCAACGGACCGUCGCCGCCGCCGAGCAACGGCGGCAGCGUCAGCAGCAACAGCAGCCGCAGUAGCCGGCGCCGGAACAAGCACCGCCAGCAGCAACAACAGCAGCAACAGAUCCAGCAGGGCCCGCCGCCGCCCGGGCCCGCCGAAUGACGACGUCACCGCGUGUCCCGCAUCCGCGUCGUUAUCACUAUAGCGUUGAUAUUGUUUGCGAUAAUCCUUUUUCUCACUCGGCUCCCGGCGGUCCCGCCACCGCAACAGCGACGGCGGCGACCGCACCUAGGUUAGGCCGCGUUCCGCGCCCGUGUCCGCCUGUCCGUCUAUCCGUUUGUUUAUUUAUCUAUUCAUUUGUCUUGUCGCAUCUAUACGCACGAUAACAUUGUAUAAUUCGUUCGAAUCUAAAGCACACUAUUACGCUAUUUUAUUAUUAUUAUUAUUAUUGUUAUUAUUAUUAUUAUUAUUAUUAUUAUUAUUAAUAUUAUUAAUGGUAUUUUUUUUUUUUUUUUUUCGCGUUUUUUACUAUGAAAUAAUUAUUAUCAAACAAAUAUUGAUAUCGCGUUAGGAAUAUUACAUUAUAAUCACAUUAUCGUAGCGUAGCGGUCGUCGCGCGGUUUUCCGUACGGCCGACGACGACGAGAGCACAAUUUUUUUUUUUUUUUUUUUCAAUUUUUUUUCCCACUGUCCAAAUCCCGCACACGCGGCACGAUAUUAAUAACGUUCCUUGUACACCCGCCCGGCAUUUUGUUCGCGUUCAAAACAUGUUAAUCGAUCACAUUUACGACUAUUAUAAUAAUAUGAUAAUAUACGAAUAUACUAUUCGAACAGAA